Messenger RNA from Austrofundulus limnaeus, 2074 nucleotides. It is a transcript of the gene tfec, whose product is annotated as transcription factor EC. Gene Ontology annotation, molecular function: DNA-binding transcription factor activity, RNA polymerase II-specific; protein dimerization activity; RNA polymerase II cis-regulatory region sequence-specific DNA binding. The coding region runs from base 257 to 1546 and encodes 429 amino acids. The transcript has 8 exons. Gene Ontology annotation, biological process: regulation of transcription by RNA polymerase II. The record is from RefSeq and is a predicted model, not a curated record. Gene Ontology annotation, cellular component: nucleus. Lineage: Eukaryota; Metazoa; Chordata; Actinopteri; Cyprinodontiformes; Rivulidae.
GUGAUCAAACCCUGAAUGAUCUAACAUUCUGGUGUUUGAAGUGAUUAUCAUGCUACACAACAUAAAGGCUUACGCCCAGCUGUGGGGCUAAUUAGCUCACUUAGGGCCAUUUAUAAAACACUGGCAGGGACUGGAAGGGACAGACGCUCACUGGGAAGUCAGAAGCUUAACAGGACAGCUGCAGAUCUGGAUCCUUAAAGCUGACACGCUGCUACAUGAGAACUAACUGAUCCGAAGAUUACCUGCUUUCCUAAGAAUGCCACACUUAAGCGACUGCAGCUACUACAAAAUGCGGGAUGCAACUAGAGCUUCAAAAGUACCGAGCCACCUAGAGAAUUCCAAGUUCCAUCUCUACCAAAGCCAGGGCCAGCCAGUGAAGCAGUACUUGACUUUGGGCUCCAAGCUGGCCUCCUCGGCCGGACCGGGUCACACCGUACCGCAUCCGCACUCCGCCGGCCAGCCGCURGCCACCGUGCCGACCAUGAGAAACGGACACAUGCCCCCCGUCAGCGAUGGCAGCAAUCCCAACAGCCCGGUCACCCUGCUCACCAUGGCCAACCACGACAGCGAGUUUCCGAUGGAUGAAGUUAUUGAUGACCUAAUUAGUCUUGAAUCCGGCUUUAACGAUGGUGGCUUGGACUGCAUGGAGCCUAACAUCAUAUUGCAAAACAAUGUCUCCCUAAGCAGCAGCAUGCUGGACGUCUAUGGGGGUGAACAAGGUAUGAACCCCCCUAAUGGUGGAAUCAGUCCCACAUCUAACCCCACAAAGCUCACUGUUAAAAGGGAAUACACAGAGCACGACACCAGGGUGAUGGCCAAAGAGAGGCAGAAAAAGGACAAUCAUAAUUUAAUUGAAAGAAGGCGAAGAUACAACAUUAACUACAGGAUUAAGGAACUGGGGACGCUUAUACCAAAGUCAAACGACCCUGACAUGCGAUGGAACAAAGGCACCAUUCUGAAGGCCUCGGUGGAGUACAUCAGGUGGCUGCAGAAGGAGCAACAACACGCUCGGGAGCUGGAAAGCCGUCAGAAGAAGCUGGAGCAAGCCAACAGGAGGCUGCUGCUGAGGAUCCAGGAGCUUGAGAUCCAGGCACGAGCACAUGGACUGCCAAACAUGGCCAACACUCUGGGGACAGUCGACCUUUCCUCCCACCUCCUCAAACAGCAGCAGCAGCAGCAGCAGCAAUCUCCUUCCCAGGCGCAGCAACCGCAGCAGCCCCCUCUCUACCAGGAGGACCCCAACAGUGACUACCUUCAGAGAAUAGCCGUGUUGACGGGCGUGCCAUCCAUCACCGCGGUAAGCGGCACUCAGGAUCACAUCCAAGGGGCGGAYGCCGGAACCACCUUCUCCGACCCGCUCUCCCAUUUCACGGACUUCUUUGCCUCUACGCUCAAGGAAGAGAACCAGCUGAACGAGAUCCUGAUGGACGACCCGCUCUCGCCGUUCGGCACCGACCCGCUCCUCUCGGCCAGCUCUCCUGGAGCUGCGUCCAAGGACAGCAGCCGCAGGAGCAGCUUCAGCUCUGCUGAGGCCGAUGACCUAUAAGGGUCUGCCUGCUCAUAGGAAACUUUAAGACUGCACAGCUGUGAUCCCCCCCAAAUGAUGAACACAGAACCUUGAAAACACUGACUGAUGAACUGUACAUGUGACCACUAGCAGCCUUACAAAUACUUUAAAUAACAGCUGACAAACUGUGUAGUAUUCCUGGAMGUGUUACAGAAGUUUUUUAUUGGAACCAGUCCCAUCAUGAACUUUAUUUCAGACAAUCUGCUUCCUGUAAAGAGCAGACUUGUAAGCAAAAAAAGGGAGACAUUUAUCAAUAUGUAAACAAUACUUGCUGUCUUUUACAACACUGUGGUGACUUUACACUGUAACAUAUGCAAUAUGACUAAACACUGUACUUUUUACCAGAUAUAUGCAUUUUAUGAAAGGCCUUAUUAAAACUUUCAAACUUGUACUUCAAGUACUCACCUCAGUGCUUAACAUGUCCUUAACUUUGUGCCUUUUCAGAUGUUUUGUUUAAGUUUGUUUGUAUUUAUAUGUGUUGUAAUCCAUGUAUUCAUAAAAAAUACA